Molecule: messenger RNA, 783 nt
Organism: Monoraphidium neglectum
Lineage: Eukaryota; Viridiplantae; Chlorophyta; Chlorophyceae; Sphaeropleales; Selenastraceae
Exons: 3
Coding region: 1-783 (260 amino acids)
Source: RefSeq, a predicted model, not a curated record
AUGGCACGGACUGGGACAGCGGUCGCGCGCAUUGUGCUGGCGCUGUUGCUCGCGCACGGCGCAGCGGCAGCAGUCAUCCAGCAGGACAACUCAGCAGUGUGCGUGUCCGUGAUGCCGGCGUGCGAGGCCAAGUGCAAGGGCCAGCAGUACUUCUUCAUUUGCGCCGCCGGCAACGGCCCCAUGGGGACCCCCUACAUCAUCUGCCGCUGCGCGCAGCCCGCGCCCGCGGUCGGCGGCCCGCAGCAGAUCGCGCGGCUCGCGCUGUCCAACUGGCCGGGCGCAAAAGCCUGCAACCAGAAGACUUGGGCCAACGACUGCACCACCCAGCUGACCGCCGCGGUCAACGGCACCGCCGUCACCCUGACGCCCGCCGUCGGCUCGGCCUUCAACGAGAACUGCGCGCCCGCCUCUGGCAUCGUCAUCGGCCCCAAGGGCGCGCAGGCGGCGGUCGUGUUCCCCCAGUACCCCAUCGGCCUCACCUCCACCGGUGCUGACGGCUCGGUGACGAUAGACUUCAGCCAGACGGCUGCUGACGACCCCAACCAGAACGAUUGGUCACAGUGCAUCCUCACGUACAGGGUGGUCCAGGGCACCUUCCUGGACCCACGUUUGGCUAUCGCGCAGCAGCGGCAGCAGCAGGCGCUGGUCCAGCAGCAGGCGGGGGCGCAGCAGGGGCAGGCAGCAAAGGCGGCAAGCGGCGCAGCGGGCGCAGGCAUGGCGGCGCGCGCGCAGGUGGCGGCUGCGGCCGGUGUCGCGGCUGCAUACUUUGCCGUUUUCUGCUGA